UUAAUGAUCUAUGCAUUAAUGUGGCUCUCGUUGGCCAUGACAAUGGAGGCCAUAGACGGCGAUGCCCCAGUGCCUCUGUCGCUGGCGGAGUUCCCUAUCCUGCCGCUGGAACAUGGCAAACCCCAUUACCAAGAGGAGGAGACGGGAUUAGCGGGAUAUACGCAAAAUUAUUAUGGUCCCACUGACACUGCAACGGCCGAUGACUUGGCAACAUAUGGAAAUUAUGCUCACAAGCUUCUGGCCGCCACCCACAGCCACGCCCACCACAUUCCACAUCCCAUAGCAGCCACCUCGACCUCAUCCCUUGACAGCACGGCCAAUGGCUUUGUGCCCUUCCACUACAGCGCCAAACUGCACUCGCAAUUCACCGAGGAUGAGGAGCCGCGUCGCGACCCAUCGGCCCAUAUCGAUUUUGUCAUUAAUGCGGCAAAUUAUGAGCCAAAUUCCGCUGGCUUUGAGGAGGUGUCCCGGCACAGGGAGCCUUUCGAAAGCCAUGCAUAUCGAGUGCCGCGGCUGCCGUUUCCCACGUCGCCACCCGGUCAUUACCAUUUCGAACAAAUUUCCAAUUAUCGCGAGAACCGGCAGCAGGAGGAGCGGCAGGAGCAGCAGGAUGAUUCCAGUGUCUAUGCACGGACCAAAGAGCUCCAAGCAUUGGCUAACCCAGUGAAACGGCAGCUGCAGCGGGAGGAGUCCCCACCGACUCACCAUCAAAAUCAGGAUCUAAAGGAUAGGCAUCAGCACCAGCAAUUGGAGCAAUAUCAGCCACUGGAGGGGAGACAGCUGCAACAUCAGCAACAACACAUUCAGCUACAUCAGCAACAGAAGCUCCAAAAUUCCCAGGAUCAACGGCAGCAACAGCGAUUGGGAGUGUCUCAGGAUCAGCAACUGUUGUACUCCCACAAGGACAUCCACCAGGCCGAUUUGCCUGCCGUAACCACCAGUGUUCGUUAUACGCCAGAGAGCAGCAAGGCCAUUGCGGGAUUGCCGCUGGCCAAGCACAUCGAGAUCACCAAGAAUGUGCCAGUGACUCACUACCAGAAACAGCAUGUUCCCUACAAGCAGACCAUCCAGGUGCAAGUGCCCCGCACCGUGAUCGCUGCCAUACCCAAACCGUUGCCCAUUAAAAUACCCGUGGCUCAAACAGUGGCAGUUCCUCAGUUGCAGGAGGUGAAGAUUCCCAUCGAACGGGUGAAACCGGUGCCCGUGGAGCAACCCAUUCCCUUUGUGGUUGAGCGAAGGGUGCCCUAUCGAGUGGAGAAGCCGGUUGUCUCGCCAGUUUACUAUCCGUAUCCGGUCAAAGUGCCCGUGGUGCGCACGGUGGUGCACAAGCAGCGACCCCACCCCCACUAUGUGCACCCGGCACCCGGAUGGAGUGCCACCGGCAAUCAUCUGCUGGGCUGA
Drosophila elegans is the source of this 1401-nucleotide messenger RNA. RefSeq names its product putative mediator of RNA polymerase II transcription subunit 12. NCBI's taxonomy places the organism in Eukaryota, Metazoa, Arthropoda, Insecta, Diptera, Drosophilidae. The record is from RefSeq and is a predicted model, not a curated record. The coding region runs from base 4 to 1401 and encodes 465 amino acids. The transcript has a single exon.